Parastagonospora nodorum SN15 is the source of this 973-nucleotide messenger RNA. RefSeq lists its product as hypothetical. The transcript is spliced from 5 exons. NCBI's taxonomy places the organism in Eukaryota, Fungi, Ascomycota, Dothideomycetes, Pleosporales, Phaeosphaeriaceae. The record is from RefSeq and is a predicted model, not a curated record. The coding region runs from base 38 to 808 and encodes 256 amino acids.
ACGACAACUGACUACGUAUUGCUAUCUACAGAACAUCAUGUCUUCCCAGAAUUCUGACAUCACUUUGUACACUACACAAACGCCCAAUGGCAUCAAAAUCUCCAUCACGCUCGAAGAGCUAGGUCUCCCCUACAAAGUGCACAAGAUCGACAUCAGCAAGGACACUCAGAAAGAGCCCUGGUUUCGAGCCAUCAAUCCGAAUGGCAGGAUUCCAGCUUUGACUGACACCUUCACCGAUGGAAAGCCCAUCAACCUCUUCGAGAGCGGUGGCAUCAUGCAGUACCUCGUUGAGCGCUACGACACGGAGUACAAGAUCAGUUUCCCCAAAGGCACGAGGGAGUACUACGAGAUGAACAACUGGCUAUUCUUCAUGAACGCUGGUGUAGGCCCAAUGCAAGGACAAGCAAACCAUUUCACACGGUACGCUCCCGAGCACAUCGAAUACGGCGUGAACCGAUACCAGAACGAAACGCGCCGUCUAUAUGGCGUGUUGGACAAGCAUCUCGCUGCCGACAACCGCCCGUACAUUAUGGGCGAGAAGUGCACUAUUGCUGAUCUCGCGCACUACGGCUGGAUCGCGAGUGCCGGAUGGGCGGGCAUCGACAUCGAUGAAUUCCCCACGCUCAAGGCCUGGGAAGAACGCAUGACGGCACGUCCGGGCGUCGAGAAGGGUCGCCACGUACCCGAUCCGCACACGAUCAAGGAGCUGCUCAAGGAUAAGACGAAGAUGGAGGAGUAUGCGGCCAAGAGCCGCGCGUGGGUACAGAAGGGCAUGAAGGAAGAUGCCGCAAAAAGUGAGAAGUUGUAAGCAAUACCUAGCGGACGAGAGGAAGUCGUUCGGACUCUUUGCCACAGUGGACUGAGUCCAACGAUAACUGCCCGAAGUCAGAAAAAAGAAAUUACUCAUGUGCCGUCCCGUUGAUGAUGCGAUAAUCCUCCUUCCGUACACCAAUACCUCUGAAUACUUCUCCGG